AUGGCGCACGUCACCUACCUGAGCGCGGAGGAGUUCGAGCGCCUAGCAGCCGACCGAUCGAAGCGCGUCGCGGUUGUCGACGUGAGGGACGAGGAGAGGCAGAUGGACGGGCACAUUCACGGCAGCGUGCAUGCGCCCAGCGAGACCUUCCGCGACCACCUGCCGCACCUCGCCACGCGCCUCGCCAACCACGAUGCUGUCGUCUUCCACUGCGCCCUCUCCCAGGUGCGCCCCCUCCCAGGUGCGCCCUCUCCCAGGUUCGCCCUCUCCCAGGUGCGCCCUCUCCCAGGUGCGCCCUCUCCCAGGUGUGCCCUCUCCCAGGUGCGCCCUCUCCCAGGUGUGCCCUCUCCCAGGUGCGCCCUCUCCCAGGUGCGCCCUCUCCCAGGUGUGCCCUCUCCCAGGUGCGCCCUCUCCCAGGUGCGCCCUCUCCCAGGUGUGCCCUCUCCCAGGUGCGCCCUCUCCCAGGUGCGCCCUCUCCCAGGUGUGCCCUCUCCCAGGUGCGCCCUCUCCCAGGUGCGCCCUCUCCCAGGUGCGCCCUCUCCCAGGUGCGCCCUCUCCCAGGUGCGCUCCUCCCUCUCCUCCCCUGUCUCGCUCUCCCCUCUCUGCUCUCCCUCGUGUCCCGCUGCUCUCUCUCUCAUCUCCCUCGUUGCUUCCGUCUGGCUCACCUCGCUCGCCUCUCUGAAGUCCCCAUCGCUAAUUCUUUCUCCCACAUCGGCCACCACCACCCCCUCGGUGCAUUCUCCCUUUCCUCAACCCCCCUCUCCCCAACCCCCGCGCCCCUCCCCAUCUCAUUUCCUUCCUUCACGCCAUCACUGCUCCAGUGCCUUCAUACCAAUGUGCUCACUUGGUCGUUCCCAUUCAAUUGUCUUUCUCAUUGUCACCUCUCUGCUUCCUCCUGCUUACAGCAGUUCAGCCACUCCUCUCUCCAUACUGGUGCUUGUCACACAGGUGUUCCCUACCCAUGUUCACACCUCUGUUGUCACAUUUGCAUGCACUUUUACGGCACUUAAGACCUUUUCUCUGAUCCACAAGUUCCUUACCCACCCCUGUCUCCCCAUGUGUUUCUUGUCUUGCCUGUCUCAGCUUAUGUUGGGUUCUCUCUCCUACCUCCCUGGCUGCCCUAGUGCUCUCACAGUCCCCCACUUCAGCGCCCUCCUGCGACCUACCAUCACGCCCCGUGGCGGCCUUGCCGCGCCCUCGUCGCACACUGCGCACCCUAGUCGCGCCCUACGCACCAAGGUCAUGCCCUGGCCGCCCCCCCCCCCCGGGCCCUAG
Closterium sp. Yama58-4 is the source of this 1275-nucleotide messenger RNA. The record is from the annotation of a GenBank genome assembly. NCBI's taxonomy places the organism in Eukaryota, Viridiplantae, Streptophyta, Zygnematophyceae, Desmidiales, Closteriaceae.